Rotaria sordida is the source of this 335-nucleotide messenger RNA. Lineage: Eukaryota; Metazoa; Rotifera; Eurotatoria; Philodinida; Philodinidae. The record is from the annotation of a GenBank genome assembly.
GUAUAGAUUUUUGUCUCUCUCUUCUUAACUCAAUAAACAAUAGUCUAGUUUCUUCUCAUGAAGAUAUGAUAAAAACAUUUUUUGACUAUUUUCAAUAUUUUAGAUCAUGGUUGAGUAAUCAAUCAUUAAAUAUCACUUCAAAAUCAGUUAUAUCCACUCGAAUGGGAUAUCCAAGUUCACAACUAGGCCUUACUAUUCUAUCAGGAGAUCCAUCUUCUCAACGUAUCGGUAAUGAUAAUGCUAAUUUUAUAUUACAAAAUAUGGCUUUUAAAGCGUUUUUUCAACCUAUGGAUCAAGUAAAUGAAACAUUUAAAGAAAUCAUUAUAUUUCGAUGA